AUGCUACCAUGUGCAGAUGUACCCCCAGAAGUAUUUGACAUCAUCGUCAGAUAUUUGGAUAUUAAAGAUAUACUACAAUGUCGUUUCACUUGUCAGAAAUGGGCAAAAGUUACAGGAAAGAUUCUUUUCACUGAAGUCGAACUAAGAAACGACAGGAAGAUAGCUCAUUACGCUAAUAUGCUUGCAAACUCAACAUUUGCACCAGGCAAAUAUCUGAAAAAAAUGAGUAUAAUCUAUUCCAAAAGCAAAAGCUUUGAAUACUGGAGUGAUAAAGAUUUAUUCAACAAGAUAGCUAAACAUUGUCCUUUGAUUGAAGAGUUAUAUGUCUCAAAUACCUGUGUUCCCUUUUGGUUCUGGUUAAUGCAAGAAAUUUAUGAAGGUGGCCUACAAAACUUGAAGAAGCUUCCACUUCCUUCAAGCAAUGAAGAGAUGGAAUACUACUAUCGUACUGCUAUUUCUAUGCGUCACACACUCAAAGAAAUUACAUUAAGUGGUUUAUACACAUCAUUGCAAUUCCCAGAAGCGAUAUUUAAGAAAUGUAAUUUCAUAAAUCGCAUCGACGAGUUUAAAAAACUGGAAAAAGUAAGAGUCGUGGAAUAUGGUGAAAACUACUCGCAUGGUUUAGGAAAGGAUAUACUUCUCUUUUUGCGGAGAAUGAAGACCUUAUCUAUAGCUAUAUAUCAUAUAUAUCAGGAUAAUAACUUAAUCGAGAAUGAUACUAGGUCCCUGCUUGCUUCUUGUACAAGUAACAACGUUCAAUGUCUUGAUAUACAAAUGCUCAUUCAAUCCGGAAGAGACUUGGUUUUUAUCACAAAACAGUUUCCCAACUUGAAGCAGCUAAACAUCAACAGAAACUGUGAUGCUGAGAUGCGUAAGCUACUUUUAGGCUGGAACCAACAUGAAAUUGUGCUACCAGUCGAAUUCAAAGACUACUUAGCCAGAUUAGAACAGUUCAAUCUCAAACAUAUUAACAUUAAAGGUUUGGAAGAUUUUAUACGCCUUUUGGUUCACACAAAAACAGUUGGAGAGCUACGAAUCAACAUGUGUGUUUGGCUUAAGGGAGUUGAGAUACAUUAUAGCACCAUUGAUAUUGAAUACGACAAAAGCAGUUACAAAAAAAAGCAUUUCAAACUGACAGUCAACAAAUUUUUUAAUGUACAACGUCUCUUACAGAUACUGUCUGACUAUGAUGAUUUGUUGGAUGAAGUGACAAUUGACAAUCAAUCACAUGACGCUAGCAGCAUGAUUGAGACAGUUGAUAAUGUAGGAGAUAUGAUAUUCAGAAGCAAUUUGGAUUAUGUUUUGGAAGCAUGUGCUAAACUAAGAAUAUUGCGAGUGGCUAAUACCAAAAUCACAUCCUUUGGCUCUGGAGCUUUGAAUGAUUCGAUUACUGACUUGAUAUUUUCGACAUGCCACUAUGAUCCAGACAUUCUGUUGCAAUUAUCAGCUAUGGUUCCGAACUUGAAAAACUUGACUAUCAACUCAUGCAUACCUCACCCUGAUCCAUCUGGCGAAUACAAUGCUGAAAUUUACAUGCCAAAUACUUCUUUUGAUACAGUUGAUAUUAGAUCAAAGAACUCUCCCAAAAUAUAUGUAUUACAAAUAUUUUUGGAAAUAGUUACGGAGACAGGAAGAAAACUCCAUACAGUUAAACCAUCGCAAGACCUUGGUGAAGAAAUCCCACUUUGGAACUUAACACGAACAAUACAUAUUACUAUAAAUUGCAAGAAAGUCAAAAGAAUAUUUUUCGAAGUAAGAAAUUUUCGAGGUCACUUUGAUCCAUAA
This is a messenger RNA of Gilbertella persicaria, 1785 nucleotides long. RefSeq lists its product as uncharacterized. Bases 1 to 1785 code for a protein of 594 amino acids. NCBI's taxonomy places the organism in Eukaryota, Fungi, Mucoromycota, Mucoromycetes, Mucorales, Choanephoraceae. The transcript has a single exon. Gene Ontology annotation, molecular function: protein binding. The record is from RefSeq and is a predicted model, not a curated record.